UUAGAAAACAAACAAAAAAAAAAAAACAAAAAAAAAAACAUAAGAAAAAAAUUAAAAUAAAAUAAAAUAAUGGGUUCAUAUUUUGGAAUUUCUACAAUUUUCGUGAUAUGUUUGCUGGGAUUUUCAGCCAAUGCUCAUGAGGUGCUUAGACUUACGUCUUCUCCAGGUUCUGAUAUUACGCAGGCGCUUCUGAGAGCAUUCACAACGGCAUGCCAAUCUCCGACACCGAGGAAGGUGGUGAUCCCAAAAGGACAGUUCAAGCUUGGUGAGAUCAUGAUGUCGGGUCCAUGCAAAUCUCCAGUCGAGAUCACCUUGCUAGGCACUGUCCUCGCUGACGGAAACUCGAUCCAUGGAAAAGAAAAAUGGGUCGUGUUCCAAAGAAUGGAUGGGUUCAGGUUGAACGGAGGUGGAACUUUCGACGGUGAAGGUAACGCAGCUUGGAGGGUCAAUAACUGUCACAAGACUUUCGAGUGCAAGAAACUUCCCAUCAGUAUAAGGUUUGAUUUCGUGACGAACGCUGAGAUCAGAGACAUAUCCUCAAUCGAUGCCAAGAACUUUCACAUCAACGUGAUUGGCGCCAAGAACAUGACCUUUGACAACGUCAAGAUCAUGGCUCCAGCAGAGAGCCCCAACACUGACGGGAUCCACUUGGGAAGAAGUGUCGGGGUCUCCAUUAUCAACUCUAGGAUCUCCACCGGAGAUGACUGUGUCUCUGUCGGGGACGGGAUGGUGAAUCUUCUAGUUAAGAACGUCGUGUGUGGUCCUGGACACGGGAUCAGUGUUGGAAGCCUUGGAAGGUACGGACAUGAACAGGACGUCAGCGGCAUUAGGGUCAUCAAUUGCACCCUCCAGGAGACUGACAAUGGCCUCAGGAUCAAGACUUGGCCCUCUGCAGCUUGCUCCACCACUGCCUCCAAUAUUCAUUUUGAGAAUAUCAUCCUUAGAAACGUUAGUAACCCAAUCCUCAUCGACCAAGAGUACUGUCCUUGGAACCAGUGCAACAAGCAGAAAUCAUCAUCCAUUAAGCUGGCAAACAUAAGCUUCAGGAGGAUUAGAGGGACAUCAGGGAACAAAGACGCAGUGAAGCUAUUGUGCAGCAAGGGAUAUCCGUGUGAGAACGUUCAGGUUGGAGACAUUAAUAUUCAGUACACUGGAGCCGAUGGUCCAGCCACCUUCAUGUGCUCAAACGUAAGGCCUAAGCUAGUUGGAACUCAGUUCCCAAAGGCUUGUAACACACCACCCGUGCUGACCCAACCUAAGUAAAAUGUAGAAAGUUCUCAUAACAUUUAGGAAUUUCUCAUCCAUUUUUUCUUCAAUCUUAGUUUUUCCCAAUGUCACACAAGGGAGAUUUCUUUUAUUUAAAAACUGUAAAAGAAUUUUGUUUCACUUUUUAUUUGUUUGAUGCCAACACAAAUACAUAGAUGUGUGUGCGCAUAUAUGAAUGCAAUAAAACUAAAAAGAUGCAGGUUAUUUUAUUUUAUUUGUAUUUUAAUAUCGUUUGUUAUCAAAAUCCUUUUUUUUUC
This is a messenger RNA of Arabidopsis thaliana (thale cress), 1523 nucleotides long. RefSeq names its product Pectin lyase-like superfamily protein. Gene Ontology annotation, molecular function: polygalacturonase activity. The record is from RefSeq and is marked reviewed. The transcript is spliced from 4 exons. NCBI's taxonomy places the organism in Eukaryota, Viridiplantae, Streptophyta, Magnoliopsida, Brassicales, Brassicaceae. Gene Ontology annotation, biological process: carbohydrate metabolic process. The coding region runs from base 70 to 1263 and encodes 397 amino acids.